AUGCAGUUAAAGUUGUUAAAGAUGAGGAUAAAGAAAGUAAAGUACUAUUGGUCCAAUACCAUUUAUAAUGGUACUUUAUUUGCCUUUGAGCUCAUCAAUGGUGGAGACCUUCAUAGUGCAACAGAAAUAAGUUUUAAUAAAACCUACCAUAUAAUCCACUGUGAUAUUAAGCCUGCAAAUCUUUUACUUAAUGUAUUAUUAUUAAGUGCAGUGAAAUUAAAACAUGAAGUCAAGUCAAAAGAGUAUGAAUUAGCUGGCACAUCUGAUUAUAUGGCCAAAGAAAGAUUUUCUGACUUAGUAACUCAUAACUCAGACAUUUGGAUUACUGCAUACUUUAUGGCAGGAGCAAGUGAACCUAAUAACUGGGAUGAAAAAUGGAAAGAAUAUAGAAAGAGAGCUAUAAAGCAGCAAAUGAAUGAAAAUAGGCGUGAAAGAGAAAUGAUUGUAGCUACAGUAAAAUUUUACAUGAGGGACAUAAAAAAGACAUUAGGCCAACUUGAAGAGUUAUCAACCUGGGAUCCAUCUGAACCCGACUGGAAAGAGAGACCAUCUGUUGAAGAUGCUCUUAGACACUCUAACACUGUUCAGUCUUUACAGUUUGAAGCUUUAGUGGCUAGCCCUAUCAUCACUUGUAAAAUAGUAUAUGGACUGUUUUCCUAUUACUGUAAUAUCGUUUCUGGUAUUUUAUUCUUACAAAAUAAAGAUUGGUAUUGUAAGAAAAUGAAGGUGUUGUAA
Molecule: messenger RNA, 735 nt
Organism: Fomitiporia mediterranea MF3/22
Lineage: Eukaryota; Fungi; Basidiomycota; Agaricomycetes; Hymenochaetales; Hymenochaetaceae
Exons: 11
Coding region: 1-735 (244 amino acids)
Biological process (GO): protein phosphorylation
Molecular function (GO): protein kinase activity; ATP binding
Source: RefSeq, a predicted model, not a curated record